AUGGCCACUAAAGAUGGGGCUGCUGGACAGGCCCUUGGUCCUGUCCUCGCCGCAGUCGCUACCAUGUCAGGAAACGUCUCGCGAACGGAGAAGACGCACGCCCAUGAGUUCCUCGAGAAGUUCCAGAAAUCAAUCGAAGCAUGGAAUAUCACACACGAAAUGCUACAGUCUGCGGAUGUCCCUGUCGAAGCCAAGUUGUUCGCAGCGACAACGUUGAAAGGAAAGAUUAUUUUCGAUCUGGACCAGUUGCCCGCGGACUCAAUACUGGCGCUCCGAGACUCUGUCCUAAACCUGCUUGUGGCCUACGCUGCAGGUCCCCGACCGAUUCAGACUCAGCUUUGCGUUUGCCUAGCGAGUCUCGCCAUUCAGAUGCUGGAAUGGAAAGAUGUCUUGCCCACGGUUGGAACGGUACUGGGCAGCAGCGCGGGGGAUUGUGUGUUAGAGUUUCUCAAGAUUCUCCCAGAAGAAGUGACGGAAGGUCGCAAAAUCAAUCUCAGUGAAGAUGAUCUCAUAUCCAGGACGAAAGAACUCUUGGAAGACAACGCCGAACAGGUUAUGCAUCUCCUGAUUCAAUAUGCCCAGUCAUCCCGUAUGUCCACUGCGUCCACCAAUCCUCGCCUCUUGGACUGUAUCACAUCAUGGAUGCGUGAAAUUCCGGCGUCGAAGAUCGUUGACUCCCCUCUGAUGGAUGUGAUCUUGAAGGCCCUAGAUGACGACAGAUCGUUCGAGUCCGCGGUAGACAGCAUGUGCACUUUGUAUAGAGAUACCCGGGAAGUUGAUGAGUCACUGCCCAUUAUCCAGGCCUUGUACCCGCGCUUAAUGUCCCUCCGUCCGAAGAUUGCCGAGUUUGCUCAAGCGGAAGACACGGAUGCUUUCAGGGGUGUCACGAGGCUCUUCGCGGAGGCUGGCGAGGCCUGGGUGGUCUUGAUGGCGCGUCUCCCGUCGGAAUUCCGUGGACUGGUUGAGGCAGUCCUCGAAUGUUGUGCCCGAGACUGGGAGCGUGACGCCAUCUCUCUCACCUUUGUCUUCUGGUACGAGUUGAAACAGUACGUGACGUUGGAUAGAUAUACAGAUUCUCGGGUUGUCUUCAGCGACGUUUUCUCCAGCCUGGUGGAUAUUAUGGUCAAACACUUGGAAUACCCACAGCCGGAGGACGGCGAGACCGACCUUUUUGGCGGCGAUCGGGAACAAGAGGAGAAAUUCCGCCACUUCCGCCAUGCCAUGGGAGACGUUCUCAAGGAUUGCUGUGCUGUUAUUGGAGUCAAUGAGUGCUUGACUAAAUCUUAUCAGCUAAUUCAGCAAUGGGUCUCCAAAUAUGCCUCCCAGUCCACUGACGAGCACGUUCCUAAUUGGCAGGAACUGGAAGCGCCGCUCUUCAGUUUAAGGGCUAUGGGCCGCAUGGUCGACCCUGAGGAGAAUGCCGUUCUCACGCAGGUCAUUCCUCUUAUUGUGCAGAUCCCGAACCAGGAGAAGGUGCGGUUCCAGGCCAUCAUGGCCCUCGCGCGGUAUACGGAGUGGACCGCGCAGCACCCCGAAACUUUGGAAUCGCAACUGAACUAUGUCAUCUCGGGCUUCCAGCAUAGCUCCCCAGAGGUAGUUCAGGCUGCAGCCUUGGCCUUCAAAUUCUUGGGCACGGAUUGCCAGAAGUUGCUCGGCGGUCACAUUGCUCAGUUACACUCCUUCUACGAGUCCGUCCUUGACAAGCUGAAGCCGGCUAGCCAGGAAGAAGUAACCGAGGGUGUGGCGGCUGUGGUUGCGGUUCAGCCACUCGAGAAGAUCUAUGAGACGAUGAAGUUGUUCUGUGACCCCAUCAUGGCACGCAUCAUGAACCUAGCGAACAACGCUAAGGAUGAAGAGGGCCAGCGCGCUGUUGCUGAUCAUCUUCAGCUAAUUACGAUCUUCGUCUUGGUUGUGAACCCCUACGUGUCACUUCAAGAGGAAAACCCUGCUGUGAAGUAUUGCGGCGAGAUCCUGCCAAUCAUGACAACAAUCGUGAUGAACUUUACCUCGUCCACCCCGAUUCUAGAACGAGUAUGCCGUUGCUGGAGGAACAUGAUCAUCUCCUAUCGCACGGCUAUGACUCCGCUUCUGCCCACCCUAGCGCAGAGCCUUGCUAGCGGAUUCACCGCGUCGAAAGAAGGAUGCUUCUUGUGGGCCACUGAUGCAGUCGUGCGUGAGUUCUCAGAGGGUGCCGAGUUCGUCGAUCCCUCCACUAGUCACGCUGUCUUCCAAUUUUACGAGCAACAAGCGCUCGCAUUCCUGCGCAUUUUGGACCAGCUGCCGCCAGAAAAUCUGGCGGAUGUGAUUGAGGACUUCUAUCGUCUUUCUUCCGAUGCUGUUCGGUACUACCCUAAGGAAUGUGUCACGUCCGAGCUCUCCGUGCCGAUCUUCCGCGCAGCACGCACUGCUCUCACCCUUCAGCAGAUUGACCCUCUUAUGGCCACCCUCCAUUAUUUCCAUGAUCUGUUCAGCUUCGCCUUCGAUAAACCGACGGUGUCCGAAUUCACCACGGCGGACGGAAAUGCCUAUACGAACCCUCCCGAGAUUCGCCAGGCCGUAAAGCAGCUGAUUGCCUCGCAAGGGGAACAACUCACGCAGCAGAUUCUGACGGGUAUGAUGUUCACGUUCCCGGGCGAGUGUUUCCCCGACGCAUCAAGCGUGUUGAUGUCCCUGUUUGAACUCAUGCCCGAAGAGGCGGGGGCUUGGCUACAGGCUACGCUCCAGAUGCUCCCCGCGGGCACGAUGAAGCAGGGUGAGGCGGAGAGGCUCUUGAAUGGCGUCUUCGAAAAGGUCCGCUCGGGCGAAACGCGGAGGAUCCGGGUCCUUCUUCAAGACUUCACCAACUCAUACCGGCGACGAAACGUGGCACCUCGAGAAGGUUUGGGCAGACUGGAGGCGACCCGAUUCCGAUUUAGCGGAUAG
Aspergillus sclerotioniger CBS 115572 is the source of this 2922-nucleotide messenger RNA. RefSeq names its product nuclear import receptor MTR10. Gene Ontology annotation, molecular function: small GTPase binding. NCBI's taxonomy places the organism in Eukaryota, Fungi, Ascomycota, Eurotiomycetes, Eurotiales, Aspergillaceae. The record is from RefSeq and is a predicted model, not a curated record. Gene Ontology annotation, cellular component: cytoplasm; nuclear membrane. Gene Ontology annotation, biological process: protein import into nucleus. The transcript is spliced from 8 exons. Bases 1 to 2922 code for a protein of 973 amino acids.